Messenger RNA from Anthonomus grandis grandis, 2248 nucleotides. Its product is annotated as probable RNA-binding protein EIF1AD. Lineage: Eukaryota; Metazoa; Arthropoda; Insecta; Coleoptera; Curculionidae. Gene Ontology annotation, molecular function: translation initiation factor activity; RNA binding. Bases 1580 to 2215 code for a protein of 211 amino acids. The transcript has 2 exons. Gene Ontology annotation, biological process: translational initiation. The record is from RefSeq and is a predicted model, not a curated record. Gene Ontology annotation, cellular component: nucleus.
AAUAACAAAUUAAAAAAGACUUUGAAUGUUUGUUGGUCCUUUUCAUUCUUUUUUUGCAAUAUCAUAUUUUUCUCUACAGUUCUGUUCAUCCAAAAGACAGUGACAUAUUUUGUGGUUUAGUGUUCUUUAUUCUCCACAAUUUGGAUUACAAUCGAUACCCAUUUUACUUAAAUGUUUUGGGGUUAGACAGUAGUUGGUUUUCACUCUUGUGAAUUUUGUAACAGACAAGAAGGCGUUACCAUUAACGGUCAAGUUUUAAACAUAUGUGAUUCCCUGAUGAUACUAUUGUAAAGGCAGAUAAUCUCAAAGAUCUCCAAAUACUUUUACAAAGAUUAAAUGACACAUCUUAUUCCUGAGGUCUAAAAAAACUAAGAUUAUUGUCAAUUGAGAAGAUGUCCAAGGUAACCUUAUCAUAGACAAUACACCUAUGGAGAGUAUGGAAAUAUACGUAUCUGGGUAGCUUGAUAACGGCAACGUUGGAUCAGUCAAGUUGAAAUUAGAUCCCGAAUAGAGAUAGCAAGAGUGGCAUUUGUGAAAUAACAAAAAUUUCUGUGUAGGGAGAAUAUCAUUUUUUUUUUUUGAAAACAUCAUUGAUUUAAGCAAUCAGUUACAUACAAGAUAUUACAAUUAUUAAUAAAGUUAAAUACAUAUUUUGAAAGCUAAUAUAAGUGAUAAACUCUUAAAGGUGUCUUAACUGUAGUCUUGUUUUACAAACAUUACAUCAAAUUAAAUAAUACCUAAACAUAUAGAAAACAAUUUUAACAUUGACUAACAACAAUCUUAAGUUUCUUCAUAAAUCUCCUGUAGUAAGAAAUCUCCUGUUUUAUAUCAGACGGCAAAGAAUUAAAUCUCCGUGAAGGUUCAUCAAUAGGAUUUCUUGGAGCUAUGUUGGUUCUAGCAUUAUUUAGUCUAACAUUAUUAUUUCUAAUCUAAAACUUCGAAUAUGAAUGUUAAGAUGCUCCGUAUUUUCGACUCUACUUUAUGAAGCUGAGGCUUGGACUCCUUUAAAAGGUGGUCGCAUAUUAAAAAUAUCCUGGAAAGAUAAAGUCACGAACAUGGAACUGCGUCUGAGAAUUCAAAAGGACGAGGAAGUAGUUAACACGCUAAAAAGAAGAAAACUUGAAUACUUCGGACAUGUUAUAAGGGGACCUAAAUAUCCGUUACUACAAAAAAUAAAAGGAAAUAAUGCCAGGGAAGAAGAACAUCUUGGCUCAGAAACUAAAGAAAUUGUUUGGACUAACAUCAAACUAUUUAGAGCAACCGUCAGUAAAACAACAAUUGCCCUGAUGAUAUCCAACCUCCGAUGAGAAGCCGAAACUUGAAUAGAGAGAAUUUUCGUCAUCUAUAUCCAACAUCAUGAAACCAUGGUUUUUUCAUGGGGUAUUGGUUCAAUUCUUGCACAUUCUUCUCCUUUUGUGCUUGGCUACUUUAUGUAACUGCCUCUGUUCAAUUGCCCUUUACAAAUUUCUUUGAGUCCUAUUAAAUUGGGUUGGUUGAGACUUCCUUCUGCUGUCAAUUUUUCUACAUUAUUGGCUUUGAUUUCAGUAUGGCUGGGUACCUAAAUUAGUGACAAUAUCCAAUGAAAACAGAACAAGCACGCAGACUGAACUCUGGGAUAUCCCGCACUUUAAUCUCUGUAAGUCAAACACUGAAUUUGCAUAUGAAACUUACUGUACUUUAUUAUUCAGAAAUGUCAAGAGCAAAUAAAAGAAAGCACGUGUUACUAGAAACGUUCCUAGACGAUUUUUCUGCACCAACUGAAAACCAGCAAAUAGUAAAAGUACUCAGCAGUAAAGGCAACAAUUUGCACGAAGUUGAAUCCACUGACAAAAAAACCUUUUUAGUAUCGAUGCCUACUAAAUUUCGUAAAAAUAUGUGGGUUAAAAGGGGUGAUUUUGUAUUAGUAGAACCCAUUGAAGAAGGUGAUAAAGUGAAAGCCGAGAUCGUCCGAAUACUAACCACUCAACAUAUAAAAUACUUUAUCGCGGAUAACGUUUGGCCUAAAGAGUUUUCACAGGAGAAAGAAAAAGGUUUGACCAGUGAUAAUGAUGAAGAUAUAUUUGUGAAUCCCAAUAGACCUCAGGUUCGUGAUGAUAGUAGUGAGGAAGAUAGUGACAGUGAAUCUGAAGAGGAACAGAGUUCAGAAAGCAAUGGAGAGGCACAGAGUUCAGAUGACGAUUCAAACACAAAAAAAUUAACGGCAUUGAAAGUUUAAAUUUUUUGGUACAAUAAUAAACUUUGGUAUUUA